This is a messenger RNA of Numida meleagris (helmeted guineafowl), 8076 nucleotides long. It is a transcript of the gene AKAIN1, whose product is annotated as A-kinase anchor inhibitor 1. The transcript has 4 exons. The record is from RefSeq and is a predicted model, not a curated record. NCBI's taxonomy places the organism in Eukaryota, Metazoa, Chordata, Aves, Galliformes, Numididae. The coding region runs from base 5198 to 5413 and encodes 71 amino acids.
AUUAAAAAGUUCUGAUAUAUAUAAAAUGCAACAUCAUGUCAGCUGAUGUUCUGGUGACCCAAAUGAGUCUGUGUGAUUGUUUUAGCCUCUCCACUGGUGUCCAAGUCUCCUGAGUUGUAAAAAGACCUAAGUACUGAGGAAGCAUAGAUAAAAUAACUUAGGGCAAAAAGAAAUACUUGAAGUACUUGUUCUUCUGUGAUCUUAACUGUGAGCUCUUAAAAACAGGUGUUUACUAAAGAGGAAAAAGGAACAAAGAGAGCACUGGAAAGAAUACCUUUCAGCCCUUUUCCACUGUCAACCCCUCUUCUGCACACACUUCUUACCAAUAUUUAAACAAACAUUAGAAUAUUAACCAAUUCACAGUUGAGAAUUUGCAUUUUCACUUUCUGCUUUAAUAUUCCAAAGAAAAUGGUUUAGGCCCAUAGAUCAGAGUUUAAAUGUUGAUGUGAUGUGAAAGCAAGUGCUUCAUGCUGACUUCAGUAGCAAAAUUUUGAAGUGUCUUCUACUUGCUCAUAUAAGCUGCAAAAUACUAAAAACUCAUCAGAAUUCUGCUAUUCAGCUGGAACUAAAAGAACUCCAAUCUGGAGUUCUUUUGGAGAUCAUACUCUGAUUUUCUAAUCGAGUCAUAGCUUUAGGGCUAUCUUCAUAAUUCCAGUGAGAAAGGAUAUUUAAAUUAAUAGAAUUGGGUGAGAUAUAGAAUAAAAUAUCAGAUGGUACCAGAAAGUCUGCACUAAGCUUAAAAUGUAUUUUUAGGGGCAGAUCAUCUAUUCUGAAGUCUUUUAUCAAUUUUUAGACACCUCACUGUUAUAUAGAAGUUGUGCAUAUCUGAAAUAAAGUGCAUCUACCACUAACAACAUAAUUUUUUUCUGAGUAAACAUUUACAAAGCAGUACAAUACAGUAUAAUUCCACCUAGAAGGUAGAGAUAAAUAGAAAAUAUUCAUUCUGUUAGUCCACAGAUCACAGUGGUAUGCUCAGUAAGCCAGAAAUGUGCAUGUUUCAUUAAAAAUUCCAUUACAGCAGUUGAUCUGUCAUUUGUCUCCGUAUAGGUCUAAAACAAUUAUAACAGCAUUCAUUUCAGAGCAGAUGGAGGACUUCCAUGAAUAGAUUUUGUUAAAUAUGUGUUGUAAUAGUUGAGACAUCUUUUUGCAGGAAUGCUUCUAAAAAGUAAUAUAAGAAAUUUGAAAUAAUAGAAUAUCUAAAAAUAGCGAUUUGUAUAAGAUUGAUAUGUUUUUGAAAGUAUUUUUCUCCACUAUCCUUUUAUGUUUUUUAUUUGCGGGCCUUACUCCUUCAGAUAUUUAUAAAACUCUGAAACUUUAAGAUCUUCAACAAUUCUGAUAGGAACAGAGCAGUGCUGAGAGCUCUUUAAGGUAGAAAAAAACUAAAGUCUUUCUGUUUUUCAACAACCUGCAGCUAAGUAUCUAAUUUUAAAAACACAUAGACCUUCUGAAUAAAGUUGUUCCAAGUCUAAAACGUUUAUUAUUGAGGUUAAGCAUGGAUAUCAAAAGCCUUGGUCAACAGCAGGAAUGCUGUGCGCCUGUAUCCCAGAUUCCUUGUAGGGAUGUAUAUGUACCUAGGAUAUCUUAUGUACAUUUAAAAGUCUGUGGCUCUUGAAAGGAUACAAGAUUGUAAGUCAAGAAUGGUACUAAUAAGAUAUUGAAAAUCUUAGUGAAUGGAAAUUCCAAAUGUAUUUUCUUUUUCAUAAUGUUGACCACUUUGGAUAGUAGAACAGUAGCAGCACAUUUCAUACUGGGCAUGUCCUUAGAUUUAAAGCUGAAUUUUAAUGUAGAAGUAAAAGAAACUAAUGAAGGAAGGAGGAAGGUAUUGAAUACAGAUGGUUUUUCAUGGAAUCGUAAAAUUAUGGGAAUCAUGAUGAAUGAUAUUUUCAACUCUUCUGUUUUAGGAAAAAAAAAAACAUUUUCUGAGGCAAAAUCAUUUUUUUAAAGACCAAAAAAAAAAAAAAAAAAGCGCAAAAAAACCCCCACCAACAUAACAACAAAGCACACUGCUUACUUCAGUAGUUUUCUGACUUCCUCCCAAUGGGCUAUUUAUACAUUUCAGUAAUCUGCAUGUACAAGCAAGUUAGCUGCAGGGAAGCUCAAUUUUUAGAAUAUUUUAGAGUCAAAAAUACUGAAGUUUUCAUUCUUCACUAAUGAAGCUCCUGUCUUUUUUCAAGGUCACAGAUAUCAGAAGCAGUGCUUGUAUGAACAAAUCCUUGUAGUGGCAUUGCAGAGUACUCAGGCAAGAGGAUGUCAUCUGGUAGAGUUCCACUCUAAGAUGAAAAACUCAUUUUUUCCUUUUGCUCUAGAAAUUGAAAUAAAAAACCACAAAAUACUGUGUUGCUUGGGGCAGGAGUUCCUCUUUAGGGGAAAUUAUCAAUUAUCUACAGAUUUUUGGUUAUUUUAUACUCAUCAUCAGCAUAACUGUAGUUUACAGAGUAGAGUUUUCAGGACUGUCUUCAGAUGAAGAUAUUUGUUCUACUUGGCAUACUGUCAAAGCUGGUUAAUGUGUUUCUGUUGUGCUUAAGGUUGCAUAGGCAAAGUAUGGAAGAAGAUUUGGGGUAAAAGCAAGAAAAUACUGUGAAAAAUAUUCUCAAACUUGCAUUUAUUUCACUCUAAUACAAACAAAAUGCAAAUUUGUAUUUGCUGUUUGUAAAUACGGUUGUAUUUAAGAACAAGUUUUCACUUGCUUAAGAAGUCACUAGCCUCAGAUGAUCCUUGUUGUUUUGCGUUCAUUAUAUUAACCUCCAACAUUUAGAAUCUGUAUGCAGAUUAUUUGUCCUGAGUGUGAGAGCCAUGAAGUAUCUUUUGAUACAUAUCUAUCACAGUAGAAGGGUCUAGUGGUAUUUGCUAUGUCUAAGCAGCAUUUAAUCCUGUUGUUUUUUUUUUGUAUACUAGGGAAUACCUCUUCCUUGUGUCCCAAAUAAGCCCAUUAUCAUUCCCUCAUUUCCUUUCAAAAAUGAUUAAAGUUUUCCUGAGCUGUGCUUAGGGCAUUAAAGAUUUUUUUUUCCUCAGAUGCUGAUGUGAUUUGAUCUGAUUACUUUGUUAAGAGGUAAAGAGAAUAGAAAGUGGCAUUUGCUGUUUAGAAAGGAAGUUUGCAAUGGAAUGUUUCUCUAUGUUUGUUUCAAAACUUUAGCAUUGAUUUUUUCUAUCCUUCUCUACUAUAAACUUUGUUUUUUGAGAAGACAGUCUUCUAGAGGCAUAGUGUUCUGCAUAUGAAGAAUUUGCUUCUGACAGGUUCUUGGUGAUACCGGGUAAAGUAUUCACAGGUAGGCCAAUAGUCAUAUACAGAAAGAAGAAUGGAACUCACCCAACUGGUGAAGGGGAUCUCUGGCUAUGCAGCACUUCUCAGGAAGCAGCCUAGGUCCAAAAGAUGUUCUCCUUUCAGUGGCUGGCCCUUGUAUGAGCCUAGCAUGUGGCUGGCUCCUGCUCCCUGGCCAGCCACACCCCUUCACUAGGUAGGUGCUCAGUCACUAGUUCAAGUUGUGACCUAACUGUUCCCCUACAGCAUAGCAAAGCAGAUUUUGUGUGGUAAAGAUUGAUUCUGCUUAAAGUGGGAGUCUUGUUCCUUCUCCCCUCCCUUUCCGCUCACAGAGGUGUCAGGUGAAUUUCUGUGUCAGUGCAAGCGGGGAAGGUAUUCAGGCUGGGAUGAGAAUGAAGGGAAGGAACUGUAGUGAAAUGGGUGACAGCUUGCUCUGUCUUACCUUACCACCCCCCUAUCUCAUCUGGACAAAUCUCAUGCCUAGAAUUUUCAUAGAGAUAAUAUAUUGGAUUAUCUGUGCCUUUUUUUUUUUUUUAAUCAUCUAGUGGCUAUUGCCUUGGAUCCAUAGACAAUCUGUUCUCAUUUUUCAUAAAGCGUAGGAACAGGCCUAGUACUCUUUAACUCAAAUAUAUUUAUCAAUUGUAGGUGAUAACAAAGAGAGGUAAUGCACAAGGCCUCACAUCCAAAGCAGAGCUAAAUCAUGAGAUAUUUCCCUUUUUGAAGUUUAGGGAAAAAACUUAAAAGGAGAUUGAGGUUUCAGAUCCAUGCAGAUUGAAGACAGCCUAAGUUGUGGUUUCUGCAGUUUACUGCUUCUCCUGCAGUACCGCUCUUGCAAAGUCUCAACAAACGUCUUCGUAGAGGGCUGAACCACUUGAAAACUAAUAACUGUUUUGAGGCAGUCUUUUUUCUUAUGCUUCUUAGCUCCUUGAAGUACAGCACUUCAUGAUUGCCUCAGUGCUAGGGUCAAUGGAAGAGCAGUUUCAGUUUAGAUUGAAUUUGGGCACUGUGGAACUGCCACCUAGGAUAGCAGCUUUAUGUUUAGCCUGCCAUAGUAAAACUGCAAAUUUUUGCUAAGAGGGGUAAUUCCAUUUUCUCCUCUCCUGUCCUCUCCUCUUCUGUCCUCUCCUGUUUCUUGCAGUGCAUUUUGCACCUGUUUCCUCUCUCUUGUUUGCCUCAGAUUUAAUGGCUUCUGUGGCUUUAGGAUAAACCAACUGUAUGAGUUUAUAUAACGCAGCAGUUCAGUACUUCAGUGAGUUAGCUUUAAGUUGGCCUACAUCGAAGCAAUUCAUUAGAUUUGAGCCAAGUUAAGUGACAGGAGCACGUAGAAAGAAUGGGACAGGACUUAGCCAACUUCAGCACCACAUUCAAUGCAAGGGGAUAAAGCACAGCACUUGUUGUGAGAGGCAAUCAGGAAACAGAAAGGACCAGACACAUCUCUUAUGCAAAAACCUCUGGUGGUAAACUUGGGGAAUUUUGAAGAGACAAAUGUAUGUGUUUUGUUUCUGGGGUUUUUUUUGUUUGUUUUGGGGAGGAAGUUGGGGAGAACAUAAUUUGGAGGCUUGUGCUGUGUUGUUCCUUUUUUUUUUUUUUUUUUUUUUUGAGAUAUCUCAAACUUUUGCAAAUAAUACAAAUCAAGAAAUAAUUUUAGCUUUUGCCAAUAAUAAAAAUGAAGUAUAUAGCAAUGGAUUCUGUGUUUCAUCAGGUGAUAUCAGCUGAUUUCAUGCUAAAACUUAUUUUCUGUCUUUCUAAUUUAGGCUUCUCUGGCAAACUUGAAAUUUUAAAGAUAAGUGGCUUUGGUUUCCUUCCAGGUAGAACCUUUAAGAUCUCAUGUCUUUUACUGCUGGAAGUCUGUGCAUUGCUGUUUUUCUGGAGUACUGAUGGAAAGAAACAUUCAGAUGCCUUCCUGUCAAAUAUUAGCUGUGCAUUAUUGUGAACAAGAUGUUGAAACAUAGAACAUCUUCAGGUGAGAAACCAGGGCCAGAGCAAGACGAGGUUAAGCUGCAGAAUGCCAGCAAGCAGAUAGUGCAGACCGCUAUCCUCCAAGCUGUGCAGCAAGUUUCUCGGGAGAACCAACAAAAGGAGAAGCGAACUAACAGCAGCGUGAGCCUCCAGCUAGAAAGAGGAAAAUUAACCAAGAAGCAUGAAAAAAAGUAAAGGAGCAGCUAGUUUGUAAUGAUCCUUCUGUCUGCCAUGUUUUCAGCCUUCUCUUUAGUAUCAGCUGUACUGCUAGCGCCAUGUUACUGUUGUGAAGCAAACCAAAGUAUAAUCAACACCUAGGCAUAGAGUAAAGCUGCAGUAGUCCUCGGCUGAAAAAUAUUAAGUGCAUUAGAUGACAAACUUCAUAUUUAUGCAGUGCCUCUUAACAGAAACAAUAACCAUAGCUAUAAAGGUAGUUUCAAGCACAAGCUCUUAUGGUAUGGACUUAUUUUCUGAAGCUUGUUGUCAGUGUACUUCCCUGUCGGUUCUGCGUGCAGUGUUGCUGCUAGGCCAGCUGGCCGGACUCUCCUCUGUCUUACUGGGUUCACUGAAGCUGUCUUCAUAGAAGAAACAGUUUGCUGUUGAGUGUAGCAGAAUGCUCUCAGGCUGCUUUGACACAUGAGGUUGUCAUUUGUUUUGAUUGGCCAUGGAUUAACCAUGGAUGUGAUAUGGUGGUGUAAAAUGGAUUUGGUAAGUUCCAUGAACCACUUUCUUUUUUUUUGCAUCGUGGAAAAAAGAAAGGCAUCCACUAUGACUUUGCAGCAACUAUGAUCUAUGACUGUGAUCGUAGAUCUGUGAUCUUUGUGGUUUUUUUUAAGAAGUUAAAAUAAGUACUGAAGUUUUGAUCUAUUUAUUUGAAGUACUUCUGAACUUCUGUAUGAAUAUCACUUGUGCCUCGACCACUCCUUUUAAUUUUCUUAAUAUUGAAAGAAGAGAAACCAAUGUGCUGAUAUGGAGUUCACUAGCUAUGCCAGUUUCGAAAGUUUGCUGAGACACAAUUUACCAAAAUGAAUACUGAAGUGGCUUUAAAAAAAAGGAUUUUGACUUUAUUAAUAUUUGAAGGAUGGAAAUACUGUGUCUGAAUUCUGUCAUGGUAGAAGUUUCUCACCUGCUGGGCAUAAAGUGACUUUAGAUAUUUUCAAUUGUCACAUAGAUUGACCUUAAAUAGCACUGCUUUAAGCUGGUAAUACAGAACUUAUCCUUUAACUACUCUAUAUAGCUGAAGAAAUCCAUGAUAUUUCUGAAAAUACAUAUUAAAUAAAUAUAUCUUUCACUUUUAUGCUUCCUUACUGUAAUGAUGAUUGCACUAUUACACAGCUGAAAUGAAUAAUAGUUUAUUUCAUUCUGGAAAUGGCUUGUAGCUCUACUUCAUCUGAAUUCUUGUAGUAAUAUACCUAGAAAUAUAUUAGAAGCAGAUGCAAAGAAUCUGCAAAGUAGGAUACAAACUUUCAUAACUGCUUUUCUACUUAGCGAGAAGAGUCUCAAAGAGACUUUUUGAUUUAAGUAAUUGGCUAUUACUUACUAUGUUGUACUGCUUUUGUUAAACAAUUCCAGGAUUCUUUUUCAUGGCCAGGGGCUUAGUCAUGAAUAGCCACAUAUUGUAAUAUUAAGACUCUGAAAUCUGCUUGUUUCCUAUUUUUUUUUUUAAUGUAACAGCACUGACUCAUACCAGAUAAUGAUCUAGCUCAAUCUUCAUUUCAUUGAAAAACGCAAAGAAAAAUUCAACAUGAUUAAAAUUAUUAUAAAUCCUCUAAGAAUUAAAACUGAACUGCACUGCAAGUACACAGUUUGUUUGUUUCUGUUGGCACUGGCUGAAUUUCCUCAGCCAAGCAAGCUUUGAAAGGUGGAAAUUUUGAUCUUAGAGCAUGCACAUAUUUUUUGUAAUAGUCUUUUUUUUUUUAUUUUUUACUAUUAGCUUUUUAUUCAGCUGUCCUUCAGUUAGGAGGUAGCUCUUUUCUGAGCACUCAUUGUAUCUUUGCUUUCUGAGAGCCUAAGAAAACUGACUGUGAGUCAAGGUUCAAUUCUGAGGCUGAUGAGCAGGCAAGAAGAGUGGAUGAGGGAAAGUAAGCCUGCUGGGGAGGCUCUGUGGUGCAAAAUGGUGUUUGCCAACAGUGAUGUAAGAAGGAGAACUAUAGGUCAACAAAAACAUAACUUAUUUGGGAUUAUUCUACUUUUUUUUCCCACAGAAAUCUGCAAGACAUGUAUUUUGUAUACCUUUCUGGUAAUUGUAUCUGUAGUAGUCUGGCAAGUUGUUUGCAUGUCCAUAUUUUCUUCUUAAUCCCUAUGUUAUGCAAAUAAGAACUUCAAAAACCAGUGAAUCCAGGCUUUUUGCCAUUACUUCAUAUGAGCCUAUUCCACCCCUCCUCCCACUGUUCAAUUCUGCAUUAUGUCUUUACUGCCCUAGCCCUUCUAGACACACUGUUACUCAACCAGUACCUCUGCCCUUCAUUUCAGUGCUGUCAGAAGUCUAUCAUCUUGGAGAGAGAAGAAUGAUAGGAAGCCUCACAGAACCGUGAGGAGGUUUGAUAGGAGACUGUCAAGGAAAAACAAAUACCCUUGCAUAAAUAGUGUAGUUUUCUUUGAGACCCAAAUAAUGCGUUUCCUAUCUAUAGUAUGCAUCUCUAAAUUAAGGCAUGCAUUUAGUAUCUCCUAUCUGUUGGCAAAGGAUGUUCUGCACUCCAUUUGCAUCCAGUGUAUGUAGUUGAGAUCUAUAUUGCAAGUGAGAAAGCGGGUAAUUUUAGUCAAUUCAUGGACAGAUCAUAUUUUUGGGAGAAAAACAGUCUAUAAAUUAUUACAGAUGUGAUGCAGAUCUGAUUACAAAUAAAGAAACUUGAACACCU